Molecule: messenger RNA, 1655 nt
Organism: Erigeron canadensis
Lineage: Eukaryota; Viridiplantae; Streptophyta; Magnoliopsida; Asterales; Asteraceae
Product: G-type lectin S-receptor-like serine/threonine-protein kinase SD2-5
Exons: 1
Coding region: 193-1521 (442 amino acids)
Biological process (GO): protein phosphorylation
Molecular function (GO): ATP binding; protein kinase activity
Source: RefSeq, a predicted model, not a curated record
AACGCCAUUUGUUCUGCUAAUCAACAAUGUAGUUGUCCAAUAUCAAGUCCUAGGAAAGACUAUUUCAAAGCAGUGAACAAUUGGCAACCCAACCUCGGUUGUUCUGAAAUUAACCCUCUCACUUGUAAUUCUGUACGAGUUCAAGAUUUUAUCACACUUGAGAAUGUUAAGUACUUCACCUCUACUGCUGACAUGAAUAUGGUGAAUAUGGACACUUGCAAACAAGCAUGUCUGGACCAGUGCUCAUGCAAAGCGGCUCUGUUCAAGUACUAUGCGAAUAUUUCUAGUGGCGACUGUUAUUUACGUUCUGAGCUCUUGACAAUGAUGAACUUUAAUCCUAAUGAAAUUCAUCAAAACGCUUCAGUGCUAAUAAAAGUUCAGAAUGUGGGAUCAAAUCAUUUGUCUCGUCAAGUUACAACCAUUAUAGUUGCUACAAUUGGAAGUUUUGUGUUUGUGCUAAUUGUAGUUGUUAUGUUUGUUAUCCGAAAGCGGAAAAGGGAUGUUCAAACAGAGGAGACAUAUUUAGAUCAAGUGCCAGGAAUGCCAACUCGGUUUUCCUACGAAGAACUGAAAACCGCCACAGAUAAUUUUAAUAAAAAGCUUGGCGAAGGAGGAUUCGGAUCGGUAUUUAAAGGGACUUUAGAAGAUGGAUCCAAGAUUGCAGUGAAGUGUCUUGAGGGACUUGCACAAGUUAAAAAGUCAUUUCUAGCUGAGGUUGAAUCCGUUGGCAGUAUUCACCAUGUGAAUCUGGUUAGACUUCAUGGGUUCUGUGCUUGGAAAUCACAACGACUACUCGUGUAUGAAUUUAUGAGUAAUGGAUCACUAGACCAGUGGAUCUAUCAUGGAGAUCGAGAGCAUGUUCUAGAUUGGAAAUGCAGAAAGAAAAUUAUUCUUGAUAUAACUAAAGGUUUAAGUUAUCUCCACGAAGAUUGUAGACAAAAAAUAAUCCACCUUGAUAUUAAACCUCAAAACAUACUUCUAGACAACGAUUUUAAUGCCAAAGUUUCAGAUUUCGGGUUGUCUAAGCUCAUUGACAGAAAUCAAUCCCAAGUAAUGACUACUAUGAGAGGAACUCCUGGCUAUCUGGCGCCUGAAUGGUUAAGUUCAUUUAUCACUGAAAAGGUUGAUGUAUACAGCUUUGGGAUUGUUCUCUUGGAAAUAUUGUGUGGGAGGAGGAAUUUUGACAGAUCUCAACCUGAAGAAAGCUGGUACCUACUUGGCAUCUUUGAAAAGUGUUGGGAACAAGGGACGUUACUAGAUAUCGUUGACAAGUACAGUGAAGAUAUGCAAGCACACAGCACACAGGUUGUAGAGAUGAUGAAAGUGGUCUCAUGGUGUUUACAGACUGAUUUUAAAAGAAGGCCUUCAAUGUCAACAAUCGUGAAGGUGUUACAAGGAGUAAUGAAAGUCGAAGCAUACUUGGAUUACAAUUUCUCACGACUAAGACGGCAUGAUACAACAAUUGAACAUGAGGAGGAUUUAACACCACUGUUGCCUUCUGUUUUAUCUGGACCAAGGUGAGUGAGCAGCUAUAUCCAUGACUCCAUGAGGUUCUUGUGUAUGAAUUAUAGUCUAUUGAAUUGGUCUUUUUUUUUAUCAUUCUGGAUCAUACAUUGGCAAACCCGAAAGAAAGAGGUGGAGAGUAACAACCACUA